This is a messenger RNA of Lactuca sativa (garden lettuce), 966 nucleotides long. The record is from RefSeq and is a predicted model, not a curated record. NCBI's taxonomy places the organism in Eukaryota, Viridiplantae, Streptophyta, Magnoliopsida, Asterales, Asteraceae.
AUGGCUGAAGUAGUGGAGUUAGUAUUAGAUGAGCUACCAGAAAAGAAGGGUGACCCGGGAAGCAUCUCGAUUCCUUGUCAAUUUGGAAAUAUACUUGCUACUCAAGCAUUGACUGAUUCGGGUGCAAGUAUUAACCUAAUGCCUUUUUCUUUCCUCAAGAAGUUUAAUCUACCAGAUCCAAAGCCUAUUAAUAUGAAGAUCCAUCUAGCGGACAAGACAAUCAGUCGUCCAAGAGGUGUUUGUGAAGAUCUUCUCAUAAAAGUGGACAAAUUUGUAUUCCCCGUGGACUUUGUAGUGCUUGACAUGGAUGAAGACCCCAAAAUUCCAAUUAUUUUGGGAAGACCAUUUUUGAAUACUGCAUGGGCAUUGAUAGAUGUAUGCAAGUCCACACUGACAUUGAGGGUAGGAGAUGAAUCAGCAGUGUUUAAGGCUAUACAAGAGGUUAAGCAAGAAGAAUCAAGAGAAGAAGAAAUUUCCUCCAUUGAUUUGGAUGAUGAAAUACUAGAAAAAGAACUUGCACUCUUACAAAAAGAUGAUCCAAAUAAAUUUCUACUAUCUUCUGGAGGAAAUGGUGAUGCUGAGAAAGACUUAGAGGAGAUAGAGAAGCUGUUGAAGGGAACUAAUUCAGAAAAAUCGGUGGAAAAAGAUCCAGCAGCAGAAGGCGUAAUUGUUAAAAUGUAUUGUGAAUUCCAAAAGGCUCAAGUAGCAUACCUUGACAUGGUAAUACAAGGAGAUGAAGAAAUGCGACUUGAUAAGGAGGAAGGGGAAGUACAAAAGAAGGUGCCAAAGAGUGGGGUGAAGAAAAAGAAGGAUGGGAAACGGAACACGCAUGCAAUUGAAGAAGAUGGAACAAGGAAAAAGAAAGAAGAAUUGAGACGGGCAUAUAAUAGAAACGCCUACAAGACAAAGUAUAAACCACAAAAGAUUAGACGUGCAUUCCCGAUGCAGGAAAGUGAGGAAACGUAG